Mucor mucedo is the source of this 882-nucleotide messenger RNA. RefSeq lists its product as uncharacterized. The transcript is spliced from 7 exons. The record is from RefSeq and is a predicted model, not a curated record. Bases 1 to 882 code for a protein of 293 amino acids. NCBI's taxonomy places the organism in Eukaryota, Fungi, Mucoromycota, Mucoromycetes, Mucorales, Mucoraceae.
AUGUAUCAAUUAAAUCAUAUCACCUAUAUCAUCAGACGAAUGGGACCCUUGCGCUGUUAUUCAGCACGUUCCUUGGAAAGAGCAAUUGAAACUCGUAAUAUAUUUGCCUUCAUCCAGUCGGCUGGUAUCAUCAAUUUCUCAAUUGGCCGCACCUCCAUUGACAGACAUGCCAAUAUUUUAGAGCACCCGUCAAAUGAUCAGCAUCAUCCAUCCUACGUAUUACUAGACCACUGUCUACUUUUCUGGUUAAAGGCUCUCUUGCAUUGCUUUGUUCGUCUUGAAGGAGAUAGGCAUAUAGGAUUCGCCAAAUUUCACACUGAUCAAACAAUCAAAUUUUCGGCAAAAUUAUGGUUCAACAAUCAAGUUCUGAUCUCCCAUUUUUACAAGUCAAGCAAUUCUUUGAGUUCUCGUGGUGGUGGGUACAUGAUGUUUAAGGCUGCAAAAUCGUUCCGUCGAAAGAUGGAGAUUACUAGUUUGAACGCAAUAAUCGAACAGCACCGCAAUGAGGCAAACGAUUCUCAUUAUCAGGAAGCCAUUUCAGCAGCAAGCGUCCUCCGCACUGUUCCCAUGCCAACAAUAUCUGAGAAUGGCAAUGAUAUCAAGAGAACAAUAACCAAGACAGAUAUCAUUAACGCGAACGUACGAAAUGUGGCAUAUUUCAGGGUCAACUACGGGAUUGAUAUCACAUGUCAACAGAAAUUUCCUGUUUGGUCCGCUUUACCUGCCGGCAUAAUUCAAACGAUUAGAACAUCAUUGGAUAAACGAGCUGCUGAGAUGGGUGUUGCGAUGUAUCGCUGUGAGGGUAACUGGGGAUCUUUAUACCCUAUCAAACGUUUCUAUCCAAACAAAAAGACAUACAAGAAACGUGACAAGGUCGCUUAA